This is a messenger RNA of Thecamonas trahens ATCC 50062, 1795 nucleotides long. RefSeq lists its product as uncharacterized. Gene Ontology annotation, molecular function: protein binding. The record is from RefSeq and is a predicted model, not a curated record. The transcript has 2 exons. NCBI's taxonomy places the organism in Eukaryota, Apusomonadida, Apusomonadidae. Bases 1 to 1728 code for a protein of 575 amino acids.
AUGAGCACCUUGGCGUCGCGAGCAGUAGGGGACGGUGCACGGCUUCCUGGUAACUUUGUGGCGCUUGUGGAGAGUGGCCAGUGGCAGGAGGCGCUGCGGUCUUCGCCGUCGGUGGAGGCGACGGUGGAGGAGGGCGUCGGUGAGCAUACCGGGGCCACGCCGCUGCUGGUGGCUCUCGCGGUAGGAGCGUACCCCCUCUUCCGCAACCUCAUCCAUUUUCGGGCAGACGUGAACCAUGCAAAUCGGGUGACCGGCGUGACACCGCUCAACGCAGCGCUCGAGUAUGUGGGAGCUGGCAAGUCGAAGAAGAAGCGGUUCAAGUUUGUCGCACACAUCCUCGAGAGAGCGCUUUUGGCGGCACCGGCAGAGGUUCUCAAGCAGGCGGCCGAGACAGAUACGCGCAUGCUCAAGGCGAACAUGGGGAGCGAUGAAGCGAUCAAGUAUAUGGCGCUCCCGCUGGUGAUCGCAGGUGUCAAGGAGAAUGCGCUGAUGCGUGGCAAGGGCCUGUGGCGGCGGGCGCUGGCAGGCCUGGUGACGCAGGCGGCGGUCGAGGAGUGGCACCGGGCGGUGAAGGAUGUGGUGUCGGAGGCGAUGAGGCGCGAGUAUCCGGCGAGCGUGGUGGCUGCGGAGGAGGCGGGCGAUGGCCAGAGUGGGUGCUUGCGCGACGUGGACAUGGCGAUGAGCGGCAUGACGACGGGAGACUUUCUCAAGUGGUUGGCCAAGGAGCAGACGUGGGCAAACGUGAUCGGGUACGUGGCAAUGUUCAUCAAGGCUUACAACUUUGCGGCAGCCAAGGGUGUGCUCAAGUGGGCGGAGGAACACGCGAACGAAGUUGACGGCGAGCUUGAGAAGCCGGCGCUGACAAAGGCGCUGGUGUGGCUUGCGGAGCAGGAGUUUGUGAGCGCCGAGCACGGCAGGUUUGCAAAGCCGAUUGCGGGGUCGCUGAUUCGGCUGGGUGCGAAGAUCUCCGGGUCGCGCGGGCAGGCGUCUGUGGUGUAUGUGGCGGCCAAGUCUGGGCAGAACCCCAUUUUCGACGCCAUUCUGGAGCACGUGCGGAAGCAGAGCAAGCUGGCCGGCCUCGGGGCUACGACGGCAUGGAAGCGACUUCGCGAUUUGAUGAGCGAAAAGUUUGACGGGAAGAACGUGCUGCAAGUGGCCAAGGCGGCCGGGAACCCUGCGGUGUGCACCACGGUGGAGCACAUCUUUGAAGAGGCCGGUAAGUGCCGCGAGGAAUCAGGCGCAAGCGUCGACGGGAGCAAGAUCGUGGCGGCCGAUGUGGUUCGGCUCUUCAACAAGCUCGUGAAGACAGCGUCGGUGCGUUUUGCCGGCCUGCGCGCCACGGUGGGCUUUGGGCGGCGCGACGGCGCGAUCCCGGUCCUGACCUCUGCGUCAAAUCGUGACACAAAGUGGGGCCUCAAAGCCCGGCUGGAUGCAAUUGUACUUCCGGCGCUGCGUGCUUUGAGUUGCGGGCUGACCGACGACGAUACCGAGGUGCUCGAGGCGCACGUGACGGCGCUCUACUACGUGGUCAACUUUGCGGUGGGCACCGGCCCCAACUUGGACCCGCUCGUCCAUCGGCCGUCGUUCGGAAGGACAGCGCAGUGUGUGCUCAUGCUCAUCAACGAGCACAAUCUGCAUCUCAACUCGCUGGAGCCGCUGGUGGGUAAGUGCCAGGAGGCGUUGCUGGCGAGCUCGGGUGUGGUGGCGCUGCCGUCGGUGACCUUUUGAGCGGUUGGUAGAGACAAAAAAAGCGAUACGUUUACGUGAGCGCGCGGCCUGCAUGUCUAAAUGGGAG